ACCAAGCCCAAGAGAGGCUGGGCGGCACGAGUGGUCUGCAGCCUCCUUGUUUUUCCUUCUUGGCCGCCACAACCUUUAAGACCGCCAUCAACGACAAAAACAGAAGGAACAGGCAUGCAGGCCUUACGAGGGGCGGUGUGGAGCCCCCUCACGGGACGGGCGUCAGCAGCACACCCAUGGCUCCAGGCAGCAGCCACAGGAAUGAGGCACAUCUCUAAUGGUGAGAAUGAUGCCGUCAACCCCAACUUUGUGAACUGCAACCCUCGCAACAUGGAGAUGCUGCGGCUGGCACGGAAACCUGAAGGAUGGGACCUGGAGGCUUCUUCUCCAUUGUAUUGGUACAAACUCAUGCUGGAACAGAGCAACAGGCACUCCAUAGGCUGGGUGGAGCACCACACUGGCACCACUGUGGUCUCUGCCUCCACCCGGGAGUGGGCCAUCAAACAGCAGCUGUACUCCACCACCGACACCAGCGCCAUCCGUAACAUUGGCCACGUCCUGGCGCGCCGCUGCCUGGAGUCUGGCAUCACGGAGGUCUACACCGAACUGGACCAGUACGCAGAGUCCUCAGCAAAGGUGAAGUUGUUCCUGUCAGCGCUCAGAGAGGGCGGCAUGGAGCUAAAGGAGCCGCGGUUCAUCCAUGAGCGUGCCGUCACUUUAUUGAGUGAACGCAGGGAGGUGCUGCCCUGGAAUGUGCAGGAGGAGGAGGUGGUCCCUAAGCAGACUUCUCCAUCUACUUCUUCCUCUUCUUCAUGAUAACUCAUGACACUGUUUUCCUUUGUACAUGCGCUGAAAUAUAUGUCUAGAUCCA
Molecule: messenger RNA, 811 nt
Organism: Eriocheir sinensis (Chinese mitten crab)
Lineage: Eukaryota; Metazoa; Arthropoda; Malacostraca; Decapoda; Varunidae
Product: 39S ribosomal protein L18, mitochondrial-like
Exons: 4
Coding region: 115-756 (213 amino acids)
Biological process (GO): translation
Cellular component (GO): ribosome; mitochondrion
Molecular function (GO): structural constituent of ribosome; 5S rRNA binding
Source: RefSeq, a predicted model, not a curated record